AUGUUUGGCUUCAUGUGGAAAAUCUUUCUUUGCCUUCCGGGAAUGAUUAACACAGAUCUUCAAAUAGUUGCAGCUGCAGGAGAACAGGCUAAAGAUGUUUCACCAGCCCCUCAGUUCAGUGACUGGCAGCUGGCAAACCCUUCUCUGCCUCCUGGCUUGCAAAAGCCUGAUGGCAUCAUGGAUGCUGAGCAGUUCCACAGGCACGUGCAGUUACGCAGGAAGCGAUCCAUUCUGUUUCCCAGUGGAGUUAAGAUCUGCCCUGAUGAAUCUGUUGAGCAGGCUAUUGCCAACCAUCUGAAGUAUUUCAGGCUCAGAGUGUGCCAGGAAACAGUCUGGGAGGUCUUCAAGACAUUCUGGGACAGACUGCCAGAGCGUGAAGAAUAUAACACCUGGAUGAGCCUGUGCGAGGAGGGCACGAUGAGCAUCUUUGAAAUGGGCACCAACUUCAGCCAGUCUGAGGAGCACCGGAGCCUGAUCGUGAAGAAACUGGCCUAUACAAAGGAAGCAAUGGGCAGUUCCUGUGCUGAUUGGUCAUGUGGUGGGACUCCUACUCCACCUUCGGAUGCUGAUGUUACCACACUGAGAGAUGCAGCUGCCAAUGUUCCUCCCCCUCAUGAGGUCUCUGUCGAGAGUCCUGUGGGUGAUACCGUCCAUGAGCAUGACAAUGUGGACACCACUAUCAAUAACGAGAUAAAGAAGCAGGAUGAGAAGAUAGUCAGGCCUGUAACUGAGCAGAUGAUUGAGUUCAACAUUUUGAUUGUUGGUGAACAGUACAGUGAGGAGCUGAAGGACCCAUCUGCUGCUGAGUAUCAACUGCUGUCUGAACGAUUCAUUUCUCAGAUUAAAAGCGUAUUUGAAGGACUACCUGGAUACAAAACCAUCCAUGUCCUGGAUUACAGCCCUUCCGAGGAAGACAGUGGGGUGGAAGUUCACUAUGCUGUCACAUUUGAUGGAAAAGCCAUCAGCAAUGCCACCUGGGACCUGAUUAACCUUCAUUCAAACAAGGUGGAGGACAACUCCUUCAUGGGCAUAGAGGAUAAUCCAACAGUUGUGUACACCAUCAGUGAUUUCAGAGAUUAUAUUGCUGAGAUCCUCCAGAAAAAUGCUCUGCUCGAAAAUGUUUCCAUCUCUUUAGACCCAAACUCUCUUCAGCUUACUAAUGUGAAGGAAAUACUGCACUCCACAUCAGGAGACCCAUCCUGGAUUACUGAGCACCCAGUUGUGCUGGAGCGCCCAGAGUUUGAUGACAGCACCUUUACAGCUGAACGUCCUUCUGCAGAUGAGUCGACAGUCAGCAAUGCCUUGCCCUUUGAUUACACCAAACCAGAUUCCAGCUCAGACAGUGAGCAGGCCAGUGACAAUGAAAUCCAGCCAAGACCAGAGAACGUUGACUAUGAGGCUGGUUUGGCACCUGAAGCUCCCCUUUCCUCAGAGGUUGAUGUCACUUCUUUGCCUGAUGGGCAGAAUGUAGAGACUACUCAUUUAGUCACUGUACCAGUGUUAGAGCAUGAUUCUGUGGACUCUCUGGAAUGGCUUUCAGCCCCCAGCUCUUUAGAUGACAACAUCUAAUUGUCAAUUUUUUUUUAAAUUUUAAUGUUUGAAGACACUGGAGCAUCUGAAGAACUUUUGCCUUUAAGUCCUUCUCACCUUGUGCCUGAAGAAUCUCCAUCUACCGAUGACUAUGCAGUUCCUUUGCUUUCUGCACCAACAGUGGCCUCUUCAUCAGUUGUAGAGACUGAUAUUAAAGAGAAGAAAGAAGUAAUCCAAGGUAGUCCUGAGGGCAGUGACAGUGCAGACUCUGUGGAAGAAAUUCCUUUUCCCUUAGAAGUGCCCCCUAUGGAAGACGAAACUGAUAUAUUUCUUGGAGAUAGAGUUAUAUAUGAUGAUGGGUCUGGUUCAGCUUUUGAUGGUUCAGGAAAAGAAAUGGAAUCAAGUAUCUGGCCUUGGGAAGAAGCAACCCUGGAACCAGUUUUCUACCCUGGUCCUGAUAGCUGGCUUGAAGAUGACAAUGAGUCUUUAUUAAGCAAAACUGAGGAUAUUCCUGAAGGCAUGAUUUUAGACUAUAUUCUUAACUCUGGGAAUAAAUUAGAUUAUGACCUUUCCAAAGAUGAGAAUGAAGGGAUAGUCGAUAUGAAAGAUUUCCUUGACGAGUCUGAAAUAUUUGUCUUUCCAGAGACUACAACUCCGCAAGUACCUCUGUUACAGACAGAAGAGUGGAACAGACAGUCUGUGGAACCAUCUGCACAGACAGAAACACUGGGCAUGUAUGACUCCUCUUUUGUCAUGCCAGCUGGAGAGGCCCCUGUCUCACCACCACAUACAGAUCUGUCUGUGGAAGAUAGUCUCCAUACAUCUGCAGGGACUGUCAGUGUGGAGCAACCUGAGCAAAACACAAUCCCUGAAGCAGUUGAGCACCACAGCGAAGACAGGGCAGUGGUAGAAGAAGCAUUCACAGUGAAGCAGCCAGAUGUAAUGGAAGCUGCUACAAUAGGGCACUUGGACACAAUCUCUUUAGAAACUAUUCUGACUGCAGAUCCUUCUGUGGUAAAGCCUGUUGCUUCCACAGAAGAGCAGCAAGCCCUGGAUUCAUCACUGGCAGACCAAGACACUCUUGGAUCAGCAGUGAAGGAACCAGCUGAUGUUUGGCCUUCUGACAGGGCACCAGAAACCUCCUUAGAUCAGACAGUGCAACCAGCAGUGCCAGCAGUGGUUACUCAAGGUCCAGCUGCAGGUCCUUCUGCAAUAGAUCACACCACUGUCCUAGAGGGCUUUGCUGGACAGGAGGGUACAGACCAUGGCACCCAUAUUUCCAUGAGCUUCAGCACUGCUAUGGAUUAUCAAACAGUGAGUGUAACAACAAGCACCAUUGAGCUUCCGUCCCAUCUCCCUCCUGUGGGAUCCACGCCAUCAUUGUCUGUGGCUACCUCAACAAAGCUGGGAGAUGAAGCAACAAGAGUCCUGGAUGUUUCAGUAGACCUGGGCCGUGUUAGCACAGCCCAAUUUUCUCCUGAGCAGACUGAGGAGGGAAGGAGAAUGACUGAAAGUCACAUCGAGCUAACCACUCGUGUCCAGUCCACAGAGAUGGCCAGUGUGGCUUGGGCCACCCAUGAGACUCACUACAGCAGCACCGUCCCCUCCCGAGCUCUCGUUGUGUUCUUCAGCCUCCGGGUCACCAACAUGAUGUUUUCAGAGGACCUGUUUAAUAAAAACUCCCCUGAAUACAAAGCCUUGGAGCAGCGAUUCCUGGAACUGCUGGUGCCCUACCUUCAGUCAAAUCUGACAGGAUUCCAGAAUCUGGAAAUCCUGAACUUCAGAAAUGGCAGCAUUGUGGUGAACAGUCGAAUGAAAUUUGCCAAACCUGUGCCUCGGAAUGUCACCAACGCUGUGUACAUGAUCCUGGAAGAUUUCUGCAACACUGCAUAUCACACCAUGAACCUGGCCAUUGAUAAAUACUCCCUGGAUGUUGAAUCGGGUGAGCAAGCAGAUCCCUGCAAGUUCCAGGCCUGCAAUGAGUUCUCUGAAUGCUUAGUAAAUCGCUGGAGUGGGGAAGCUGAGUGUGUCUGCAACCCUGGCUACCUCAGCAUCGAUGGGCUGCCAUGCAACAGCAUUUGUGACCUGCAGCCAAACUUCUGCCUGAACGACGGCAAGUGUGACAUAAGCCCUGGGCAAGGGGCCAUCUGCAGGUGUCGUGUGGGAGAGAACUGGUGGUACAGAGGGGAGCACUGUGAGGAAUACGUGUCUGAGCCACUGGUCGUGGGUAUUGCAAUUGCUUCUGUGGCAGGAUUCCUUCUUGUGGCAUCUGCUGUCAUCUUCUUCUUGGCCAGGACCCUUCGAGAUCAGUACACAAAGAGUGAUACUGGGGACUCCCAGGGGCAGGGUGACAGCCUCUCGUCCAUGGAGAAUGCAGUUAAAUACAACCCCAUGUAUGAGAGUGACACGACUGGCUACAGCCAUUAUUACCGGAGGUAUCCGCAGCUCACGUCCUACAGUUCCACCAGUGCAGAGACAUCCACUGACUACAGCAGUGAAGAGAUCAGGCACAUUUAUGAAAACAGUGAGCUUACUAAGGAGGAAAUUCAGGACAGAAUUCGAAUUAUAGAGCUCUAUGCUAAAGACCGCCAGUUUGCAGAGUUUGUUAGGCAGCAUCAAAUGAAGCUGCUUUAAGAAAAAAAGAAAUUGAUAGAAUACACAUGGGAGAUAAAUGCUACCUUGCUGCCCCAGCAACGGGCUCAGAUGUAACUGCAAAGUUACUUAUAGUCUUAACAUUGCAUGGAUGGAUACAGAUGUUUUAUACAUGAAUGGCUAAAAUGUACAGAUGUCUGUUUAUCUCAAUUUCUUCUGGCUUUUCCGUGUAAACUGACACUUUUAAGAAGUAAUCAGAAGUGGCAGAGGUUAUGAAAGUUCAUUUUUCUUUAACUUCAAAAUGGACAUUGAAAGAUUUUGUAUACAAAGGCAAAAAAAAAAAAAUCUCCUCGGAUAAGACAAGAUACAUGCACAACCAAAAUAAAAUGCAUAUUGAAAAUCCCUGCCUGGCAUUUUAUCCCCUCACAGGAGCUUCCAGUGGAAAUUCUAUGGAUAUAAAACAUCAGCAGGAGGAAAUAUUUGAUUUGCAAAGAAAUGAGUUGUAGGGGAGAACUAUAGUGCUAGAGUUAUAUUAGCAUUAUUUUAAAGCAGACACAAACAAAACCUCACUGGAAAAGCUUUUCUUCUGUACAGAUGCCUGAUGUACCUUUUGCUACCUGGCAUUAGCAAAGCAGAAGAUAGCAUGGAGCCUGCAGCCCCCUGAGGGCUCUCCCUGGAAUACAGGGAGCCUUGGCCAGGCAGGACAGUGCUUCUGCAGCACACUGCAGUGUCUUUAAAGCCAGGAUGGGUGAUUCUCCAGCUCAUUCUGGCAGACACACAAGCUGGGGCACAGAAGGGCUUCUAUCAUACAAAUGUUCUGUGAAACUUAAGUGGCUAACGUUGAUUUUUACUUUUUUUUUUGUAUGUAGACAUUUUGUUUCAUAUUUUGUAAGUAAAUUGCAUUAUUUAUUUGUUGUGUGUUUCCUUCCCAGCUUGUUUUCAUAAUGGAUUUAGCUGUUGAAAUAGAAAGAUGACCAGUUUUAAUAAUGAAAUACUACUCUGGCAUUUGUGCCCAUUCUUUUAUAUCUAUAUUAUAUUUAGUUUUUACUCAGUGUUGAAUUCAGCCAAUAUUUGAAAUUACUGAACUGGGCAGUAGCCUGCCAUGAGUUCCCUUUCAAAACCAGGUACUUAAGUCAAUGCACACUUGGUAGAUGUCAACACUUUCCUGUGGGGAAGGGAAAAACUGGAAUUAUUCUUAGUUUUUUGGAAAUCAGCAUAGAAUCCCUUAAACAGAAGAAGCCUAAAGCAUUUAGAAAUAGCUGCAUUGAGAAGGGGGACUUCCAAGUAAAGAAAUGGAAUUUUAUGUUCAAGUUAUGAAGAGAGUUCUGACUAUAUAUUAGGCUGUGUUGUGGCUCUGUUCAGUCCCCCAGGGUCUCUUGUUUAAGUCAUGAACACAGCUGUCAGGGUUAGGGCAUCAAUUACAAUCACAUUAGCUUGUGCUAGCCAAAAAGGCCAAGUGAUUUACUUCUACAACAUCUGUAGUUCUCAGCCCCCAUGUGCCAACAGCCACCUAGAUACUUUCUAGAGUUAAGUGACAGUGAGAAUUCCUUGGUUGUCAGUAGGCAGCUUAGCUAAACAACAGAAUAUUUCAAUGCAAUUCCCUGCAUGUCCUGGAGAACCUCACUGGAUCACUGGUGUAGCACCUUCUUGCCUUGAGUGGCAGGGGAUGGGUAUCAGAGCCACACAUCUGUCAAAGAAAUGCAAAUAAACCACUGAAAGCCAAAUAAUGCCAGGCAGCAGGAGCUGUUAUGGUGCUGCUGAACACUGGGACCAGAUGUUCUGAGGCAGAGGCCCCGUUCUACUGGCAGCCCAGGGGCUGUCAGAGUCUGAGGCACAGCCCAGCC
Messenger RNA from Serinus canaria (Common canary), 5966 nucleotides. It is a transcript of the gene IMPG2, whose product is annotated as interphotoreceptor matrix proteoglycan 2. The record is from RefSeq and is a predicted model, not a curated record. Gene Ontology annotation, biological process: visual perception. NCBI's taxonomy places the organism in Eukaryota, Metazoa, Chordata, Aves, Passeriformes, Fringillidae. Gene Ontology annotation, molecular function: hyaluronic acid binding; heparin binding. The transcript is spliced from 20 exons.